Messenger RNA from Brassica rapa (field mustard), 4450 nucleotides. RefSeq names its product UDP-glucuronate:xylan alpha-glucuronosyltransferase 1. Lineage: Eukaryota; Viridiplantae; Streptophyta; Magnoliopsida; Brassicales; Brassicaceae. The record is from RefSeq and is a predicted model, not a curated record. Gene Ontology annotation, molecular function: glycosyltransferase activity.
UAGGGUUUAGGGUUUAGAGUUUAGGUUUUAGGGUUUAGAGUUGAGAAGUGAGGUUUUGGGGAUAAGAUUUCAAAUUUUGAAAAAUAAAAAAAUUUAAAUUUUUCAAAAGAUAAAAUGCUAUUUUGGUCAUUUUAGUGUUUGAGUGCUAUUUUUGUGAUAUAAACUUAGAAAAGUGCUAUUUUGGAGAUUUGCCCUUAAUUAAUUACACUAUUUAAUUUCAUACUGUUAGUGGAUUUAUCUAUUGUUUUUUUUUUGUGUAAAUGUUAAAUUUUAUACCAAUUUUUGACUUUUCGAGAGAAGUUACAAAGAAAUUAGUAGCAGAAACAUUUAAAAACUAAACAGCAGUGAAAAACUAAAAAUGUAAAACACAACAGAUGAUGAGGAAACCAUAGAAAGAAGCAAAACGAGAUUGCCAUCACCUCGUCCUUUGUCUUGAAAAGCUAUGAACCAAAGAGUCGGAAUCGCAUUGGUGGGCUUCUAAGUCGCCGCGAGCUACAGAGAUGGUCAGUCCUCAAAACCACUCCGCUCCUACAGCUUCAUCGAGAGCACACCUCAACUAUCCUGCAAAAUCAGUGCACACAACAUCGACCCUUUAUGAAGACUCAAACGGAUGCAUUCGGAGAAGACGACCCAUCCCAAUCGAAACUGGAGGCUGAGGAUAAAGGAGCAGCGGAAUGCCUCAGCUGAUCCGAUCUAGCCAAAGCCUGUGCCGCAUGGAUAGCGACUCCGCACAGCCACACGAGAAGACAACUCAUCCAUCGAGACCCUCCACUUGAGAAAGAGUUGCUGCUCCCCAAGACGCCAGUUGAAAAAAAAUGUCGUUCUACGUCAAAAACUCCUGGAAGUUUACACAACACCAGCCGUUGCUUGUUCCUGGAUUUAUCUAUUGUUCAUUAGUCCCUCAUGAUCAGAUCAAGAACUCCUGGAUUUAUCUAUUGUUCAUUAGUCCUUCAUGAUCAGAUCAUAUACUUGUUCCUCACACGACAUUCUCUUAAUUUUUAUUAUGAUCUUAAUCGAACUAGUGCCGUUUAUACAUGUUUUACAUAAGCGACUAUUUUACAAGCUUUAGCAGGUUAAUUUAAUUUAGAUCAAAUGCGUCAAAUGUAUCCAUCCGUGAAAAAGACGUGACAGUCUACCCACAGAAAUAGUUAUAAUUGAUAUGAAUCUAACCAUCUAUUCCUUGAUUUAUUAGAUUUUGUUUUCUUUCGCCAACCACGACCAAGUUCCUGACAAUUUUAGAUUUUCCUUCUCAUCUAAGGUAUUCAAAGAUUAUUCACAAGUUGUCAGAAUAUAAAAUGAACUUAAGCUGAUUAAGUGGUAGUUGUUUCUACACUAAUCUCAGUUAGCUAAACCACAAAAUCAAGAUUAGUAUAUAUUGGGAUAAACCAGUAAUAAAUACAAAUUCCAAACACUAAAAAGUUUGGUGGGAGCAGUUCUUGAAAGGACCUCUAAACCUUGCAACCCAUGUAUCAAUGUAUUAUUGUGCUAGCUGUCUUGUUGGAUUGCCUUAUCUUCCCCUUACUUUGCCACCAAGGUUUAUAAACACGUUAUAUAUAUAUUUGUAGUAUUAUCAAUUUUUGAUUGUUAAUGGCAACGGUUGCUUUGUUACUAAAUACGUCAUUAGGACACUUGGUUAUGUUUAAUAGUAUACUAUACCCUUUUUUUUUGGCAAAACCAGAAAAUUCCAGUUGAAACAAGUGUUAACUAAUCAUGAAUGCAUGCCCUACACCAAUAGUAAAAUACAAUUAGUGGCUCAACGUUUUUUUUUUUUUUGCUAAAACUUAAUGGCUCAACGUUGUCGAAUAAAAGAACCAACGACUUAACUUUCAGAUUUUUUGUUUUGCUUAAUCAAGUGAGAUAUAUAUGCGCCUUGAUGUAUUUUAAUUUUCUUGUAACCGGCUAUAUUUUGUUUAAAACAAUAUAAUUUUGAAAAGAAUUAUGGUUUUCUUUACAAAGAAAUGAUUAAAGUUUGGUGAACAUAUUUCAAUCCUAAGAAAGUUACAAACUGAGAAAGUACUCUUAACUAAAGCGUGCAAUAUUAUCCGUAAUGGAAAUCAUAUUUUUAAAAAACAUCUAUACGUUAACAGAUUCAAUUUAAAAUGUUUUGACAAUGCAUCUUCGAUGUUAUGUUAUAGACCAAAUAUGUAUAUAUAUAUAUAUAUAUAUAUAUUAGUUGAAAAGGUGGGUGUGCAAAAUACAGUUAUUUUAUUUCCACAAAAACAAAAAUAGAAACAAUGAAAAUAUGAUAUAAGAAGAUUAAAAGAGACGUUAUGUCUCACCUAUAUUGCUCCCUCCUCUCUUUUCAAAUUCGAGUGUCUAAAUCCCCAAGCUUUAAAUGGCAAACCCUCCCGCCGCUGCCGUUGCAACCUCUGCAACCGGAGACACUCGGCGUCGCCUCUCAGCUUCCAUUGAAGCAAUAUGCAAGAGAAGGUUCCGGAGAAACAGCAAAAGCGGUGGCAGAUCGGAUAUGGUGAAACCUUUUAAUAUCCUCAAUUUUCCGACACAAGACAAAAACAGUAGUUGUUGUUGCAGCGUGUUUCAGAUCGUGAAGGUUCUCUUGUGUAUCCUUUUAUCGGCUACUCUCUUCACCAUCAUCUAUUCCCCUGAAGCUUAUCAUCAUUCCCUUUCCCACUCUUCUAGAUGGAUAUGGAGAAGACAAGAUCCAAGAUAUGUCUCGGACCUGGAGAUAAGUUGGGACGAUGUGACCAAAACCAUUGAGAGCGUUCAAGAAGGCCGUACGAUUGGUGUCUUAAAUUUCGAUACGAAAGAGAUCCGACGGUGGAGAGAUGUAGCCAAGACUAAAGACAACGAGGAUGAUGAAAACGUUGUUGAAUUAGAUUUAGAGCAUGCAGAUAAGAACGUGACUUGGGACGCACUCUACCCAGAGUGGAUCGAUGAGGAGCAAGAAAAAGAUGUCCCUGUUUGUCCUAACCUCCCAAAGAUCAAAGUGCCUACAAGAAGACUAGAUCUGGUCGUUGUGAAGCUUCCUUGUCGGAAAGAAGGAAACUGGUCAAGAGACGUCGCGAGAUUGCAUCUACAGAUGGCAGCAGCAACGGUGGCAGUUUCGGCGAAAGGGUUCUUCAGAGGUCACGUGAUGUUUGUCUCGAGAUGUUUCCCGAUACCGAAUCUAUUUCGGUGUAAGGAUCUCGUGUCUCGGAGAGGUAAUGUUUGGUUGUAUAAACCUAAUCUUGAUACCUUGCGAGACAAGCUUCAGCUUCCUAUAGGUUCUUGUGAGCUCUCUCUUCCUCUCGGCAUCAAAGAGAGACCAACCUUAGGAAACCCUAAAAGAGAAACUUACGCAACAAUUCUUCAUUCUGCUCACGUUUACGUCUGUGGAGCCAUCGCGGCGGCUCAGAGCAUAAGACAGUCAGGCUCAACGAGAGACCUCGUGAUCCUCGUCGAUGAAAACAUCAGCGGUUAUCACAGGAGUGGACUCGAAGCCGCUGGUUGGCAAAUAAGGACGAUACAGAGGAUUCGAAACCCUAAAGCAGAGAAAGACGCUUACAACGAGUGGAACUACAGCAAGUUCAGACUAUGGCAACUCACUGAUUACAACAAAAUCAUCUUCAUAGAUGCAGAUCUCUUGAUCUUGAGAAACAUCGACUUCUUGUUCUCCAUGCCUGAGAUCUCGGCUACAGGAAACAAUGGCACUCUGUUUAACUCGGGAGUUAUGGUGAUCGAGCCUUGUAACUGCACGUUUCAGCUUUUGAUGGAACAUAUAAACGAGAUUGAGUCGUACAACGGUGGAGAUCAAGGUUACUUGAACGAGGUGUUCACGUGGUGGCAUCGGAUACCGAAACACAUGAAUUUCUUGAAGCAUUUUUGGGUUGGGGAUGAAGAUGACGUGAGGCGCAAGAAAACGGAGUUGUUUGGAGCAGAGCCUCCUAUUCUUUAUGUUCUUCAUUACCUGGGGAUGAAGCCAUGGCUAUGUUACCGUGACUAUGACUGUAACUUCAACUCCGACAUAUUCGUUGAGUUUGCGACAGAUAUUGCUCACCGACGAUGGUGGAUGGUCCACGACGCAAUGCCACAGGAGCUUCACCAAUUUUGUUACUUGCGAUCCAAGCAAAAGGCUCAGCUGGAAUAUGAUCGCCGGCAAGCCGAGGCUGCGAACUAUGCCGACGGCCACUGGAAAAUUAGAGUGAAGGACCCGAGAUUCAAGAUUUGCAUCGAUAAAUUGUGUAAUUGGAAAAGCAUGUUGCGGCAUUGGGGAGAAUCAAACUGGACCGACUACGAGUCUUUUGUACCAACACCACCGGCCAUCACCGCCGUCCGGAAAACCUCGCUUCCCGGCCAUAACUUGUGACGAGAUUAUUAUAAACAUAUAUAUAUAUAUAUUAAUGAAUUUUCAUUAAUAUAUUUUUGCCUGUGAAAUUAGGUAAAUAUCAGAUGUAUAACUAAUUUUUCCUAUAUUUUUUCUUUUAAUUGGAAAAAACUGUUUUUUUGUUUC